AUGGCGCAUAAUUGGAAACAACCGUAUCAACCACUCUCCACUAACCACUCCAACUCCCCCGCCUCUCCUUACAGCGGUGGCGACACGCCGAUUGCCUUUCGAACCAAUGUGAACCGGGCCAAGACCAAACGAUGGGUCGAAGCGAAGCAGUACUCCUACGAUGGCAACGACUGGGGGGACGACGAUGAGGAGGAAGAAGAGGACGAUAUCCCCCCCCUACCCUCACACUCCAACAAUGUGAACCACGCCCAGUCCAGGGACCAGGCCAUCCCCGGACACGACGGUACCGGUCACGGUCAGUCACCCGGGAGACCCGGCGAUACGUCGCCCACGACCCCGAUCGUGCGUCCCGUUGAUAUCUACAAGCGGAUGCGCGAGGGGCCAGCAGGGUCGGCGGAGAGUUCAUCUGCGGAUGUGGGUCUGUCCGCGACGGGCCCCAGGUCGAGCACCAACCUCCCGCCGGGCCCGGGCGCCAGUGGUGACGAUCCCACCCGCCUUCACCCCCAGGACCCUGCCACAGGGCCGUCCCCCACCCCGCUGCAGAGUCAAACCACACCCAUCCUAGGUCUGCCCGACGUCAAACGUCUGUCGGGCUUUGGGUCAGAUUUCAUGAGCAAGCCGGCCCCCGCGCCAGCCCCCGUCCCACCCCCCGCCCCCGCCCCGAAGAAUCGCAGCAGAGCGCGCUGCACCAUAAUCCCUCGCUGGGAUUUCGCUCCGUCGUUCAUCAAGCGUUCGACCACGUCGGCGAUCAGUCCCAUCAUGCCUCCCCGCACCACGAGCGACACCCGGACCCCCACCAUCGCCGAGGAACCCGGCGAGGGCCUGUCCACACCCACGGAGCCUGUCCCGGGGUUCAAACCGGGCCAUCGUCGGGACCUGAGCGUUCCUAGCCCGGGGAACAGUCCGUCGCGGAUGCCCAUGAUCACCACCACCGACACCCCGGCCCAGCCAGCCGCCGCCGAAAUGACCCCAAGCACCCCGUUCGGCUCGCCUCUGGACCCCGCGGCGCCGCAACACCCCGCGAUUGUCGAGUCGACCUCGUCCCCGCUGGCGGAGAAAGACCGACCGGCGCCGCUCAACAUCGGUAGCGUAGCCACCAACCAGCACAACUCAACUCCGGAGGUGCCGAUCAUCGUCCCCAGCAGCAGCACCGAGACCUCGCCCCAGGACGCACGAAACGACCGGCUCCACCAGGAGAUCAUACAGUCUUUGAGCCGCGAGAACACCCCAUCCGACGACCCGCAGUCGCGGCCGCAGACCGGCCGGCCGGACAAUCAGCCAGACCAUCAGCUGGACAGCCCGCCGGACAGUCUCAUCCCCAGCGAGUAUGAGCGGUACUGGACGGAGGGCCUCCCCACCAGUCCUGAGGACUCGCGGCCGACUGACUCGGGCGCCGCACCCGUCCCGCCCGCCCCGUCUGGCGCGCCCGAAGAGUCCCGGCCGCGGCUGGCGCGGCGGUUCUCCUGGGAGUCGACGUCAUCUGGUGAGGAGGCCCCUCCGGCAGUGGACUCCCCUCCGGCGGUGGACGCCCUAUCGCCUCCCAUAGGGCCCAUGCCGGGACAGUUUCCUGCGGGCCCGGCAGACGACAGCCCGCCGCCGCCCGCUGCCGCAGCCACUCCCCCCCCUACUGAGGCGGAGGAGCAGCGUCCGCCCGUGGAGAAACCCAAGCUCACCAUCAUCCCACCUUCGGCGACGGACGCCAGCAGCAUCGGCUUUGAGCGACCGCCGGAGAUGGUUCAUCCGCCGCCGGCGGACGCGGGGCCGGUGGACGCGGAGCCGGUGGCGGACGUGCCCCCGGCGGUGUCCGCUCCGACCGAAUCCCCCUCGCUGGAGCCGAGUCUACUAGGGUUCCGGGAUAUUCUCAACAUGCCGCGGUCGGAGGAUCGGGUGCGGGCGUUCCACCAGACACGGACACAGUUCGGGUCGAUCGACACGGGGCUGAACCGGUGGAUCCAGGUGGUAGUGCAGGCGCACCCGGAGCACCAGGACGUGGUGGCACAGUCCCGGAAGCAGUCGACGGGGGAGCCCAAGGUGGUGGUGUCGCGGGGCAAGUUCCCGAAACUGCCGUCGCUGAGCGGGCCCUUCGGCGCGCACGGGGACGGCAGCCCGGGCGGGUCGGGCCACGCGCGACGGCCCUCGGGCCCAAUACUGAACAAGCAGCAGGUGGAGCAACGCGGCAAAGAGUUGCUCCACACGGCAGGGGUGUUGGGAGGACGGGCAGGGCAAACGGCCAAGGGAUUAUUUGCGCGGGGCCGCAGCAAGCUCAAGGGGAAUGGGGCGGAGCAAUAA
Aspergillus campestris IBT 28561 is the source of this 2289-nucleotide messenger RNA. RefSeq lists its product as uncharacterized. The record is from RefSeq and is a predicted model, not a curated record. The transcript is spliced from 3 exons. Bases 1 to 2289 code for a protein of 762 amino acids. NCBI's taxonomy places the organism in Eukaryota, Fungi, Ascomycota, Eurotiomycetes, Eurotiales, Aspergillaceae.